Amphimedon queenslandica is the source of this 3132-nucleotide messenger RNA. Its product is annotated as cTAGE family member 5-like. Gene Ontology annotation, biological process: mRNA export from nucleus. Lineage: Eukaryota; Metazoa; Porifera; Demospongiae; Haplosclerida; Niphatidae. The coding region runs from base 1 to 2832 and encodes 943 amino acids. The transcript is spliced from 12 exons. Gene Ontology annotation, cellular component: nuclear pore. Gene Ontology annotation, molecular function: structural constituent of nuclear pore. The record is from RefSeq and is a predicted model, not a curated record.
AUGAGAAAGAAACAAGAGGUGGAGAAGGAGGAGAGAAUAAGAAGGAAAGAAGAAGAUGAGAAGGAGAAAGAGGAACAGACAAAAGAAAGAGAAGAAGCAGAAGAAUACAAUCAUAAUGAGGCUCUUACUGAACAGCAUGGCACCAUUCUACCAUCAAGAAGUAUGACAAAGGCACACUCCUCAUCAAUAGUUGAGGAAAAACAACAACUGAAUGAACAUUAUUCACCCCCACCAUCUUCUAAUACUGAGGAACCUAAGGAAGAGCCUUCAACUUAUUCAUAUAGUGAACAAACAAUAGUUAAAGUACCUUCCCCUUCUACAGAACUGCCUACAAUAGAAGAACACAACACAAUAGAAGAGCAUCCCUCUCCUAUUGAAGAGCCUAUUCCUCCUGUAGAAGAGCCUGGUCCUUCAGAACUACACGUACCUCCUCCUACCCCAGCCAUCCCUCCUCCUUUACAACACUUCAAAGAUGAACACAAUGUUAAUGAAGAAGCUCAUUGCUCCCAAAGGAACCCACAGAUGCUGGAUCGACUGGUUGAUGUGAUGCUCCCUGGGGCUCUGGGUGCUUGGCUUGUGUCUCAUGAUGUAGAUGUUGGAUUGAUGGGCGUGUCAGUGUCUAUGAUUGCCGUACUCAUCUCUCUUUACUAUAGCUGCUGUAGUGCUAGAAAGAAAGCAAGCAAAGCAAGCAAAAUGUUAAAGUCAGCACAAGAUCACAAGCUCAAUAUGGAGGCUCAUAUUAAGACAUUGAAUGAGGAGAAGGCUCAACUUGAGUCUGAGCUACAGGGAAUUCGGCAUAAGUUACAUGCUCAACAAGAAGAUCUUGAAAAUGAAAAGCAAGGAACAUGGGAUCUUGAAAACAUAAGGAAGAACUUGGAGAUGGAGAAGAGUCUCCUUGAGGAAUCUUAUAAAGCUCUUCAGACUGAGCACCACCAGAACCUCAGUAACCUGACAUCACUCCAGGCAGAGCUCCAUCAACAAUCAGAGCAGCUGAGAGCAUUAAUGGAUGAAAAAAAUAAACUGAUUCAACAAUUGACAGCCACUAAUAAUCAACUCAGUGAUGCUGUACAGAGGAGCCAGGAGUCUGAGGCAGCUAAAGUACAGCUGGAACAAGAUAUCUAUGAUACGCGCCAGGAGCUGAAGCAGCUUCAUCAAGAACAUGAUAAAGUUAGUGAAGAGUAUCAGACGAUGACUAAAGACUACAACAAGGCAAGUACUGAACUGACUGAGGUCAGUGAAGAGCUUGAGCUAGCAAGGGAGUCUUUAAGGGAGAAGGAGACAGAAAUAGGGACACUGCGAGAGUGUGUCCAGCAACUUUCAGGAGACGCCAGUGGAGAGGAUGAGAAAAGUGCUCAGCUCGAGCGAGUUCAGGCUCUUCUUGAUACAACGAGAGCACAGACUGAACUGAAAUCAGUUACGGAUGAGAGAGAUCAACUUAAAGAUGAGAUAGCGUCUCAGGCUUCUCUAAUAGAUCAGGUUCAGUCCGAGAACCAGUCCCUUAAGAAUGAAAUAGCUGAUUUGCAGUCUUCAAAGGAGAGGAUUUUUGAGCAGUACCAGGAAACUCAGUUGAAACUGAAGGCUAUUACUGAGUAUUUUGAGCAGAAAGAGACCCAGCUCCAUCGGAAGAUAGGAGAGGAAGAGCUAGUGAGACAGAGAGUCGAGUCGAGAGAAGCCUACGCUAAAGAGAGAGCUGAUCUGGCAGAACAAGAAAGAGAGAAAGAAAAGGAAGAAUUAAAGGAGUUGAGACAACAGAUGGGAGAUAUUGAGAAGAGUUUAAUGCAGCAAGUUAUAACUAAUGAGAAGAGAGCAGAGGAAGCAUUGUCUCAGUUACGUAGAACAGAACAAGAUUUAAGAAUAGCCAAUAAAGAGAUCACUUCUCUCAAAAAGAUACUGGCAGAUCAUGACGCUAGCAUGAGACGCUCUCCACCUGUUUAUGGCAGACCAUACCCACCACCACCAGACCUAAGACGAUCUCCUCAUGGUGGUGGUCAGCCUCCAAUGAUGCCUCUUAACGGACCUCCAGGACCCCCUCCUCUUGGCGGCCCCCCAGUACCCCCCGGCGGUCCCCCUAGACCCCCUGGACCUCCCGGUGGACCCCCUGGUUCUCUUGGUCCCCCUGGACCUCCUCUCCGCCGUCCAUCCCCUGGUCCUCCACCAGGGCCUCCCCCUUACGGCCCUAGGGGACCACCUCCUCCUCGUAUGUAUUCAGAGGCUCAUCCUGUUCGUCCUCGUACAUCAUCACCUCUUGAGGGAGACGGAGAGGAGGGAUCAUCAAGGCCUCCUCCUCCAGGUAUGGAGUCAAGGGAUUCUUAUCCUCCUCACGUCAGGGGACCACCCCCUCCUCCUAGAGGCGACUAUCCUCCUCCUAAUCGCAUGUACGGUGGUCCAAUGGGUCGACCUCCUUCUCCUUCUCGUCCUCUUAGAUCAGGAGAUGACUCUUUUGAUAGACGGGAUCAUCAUUUGGAUCGUCCUCCGAUCCCAGGCAAUCCCGAUUAUCCUCCUCCUCGAGGCUACCUCCCUCCUCCCCAUCGUAAAUAUCCCCCACCCCCUGAUAGGCGCCGCCCUCCCUCUGAGCCUCAUUUUCCUGAAUUAGCCGCACGUAAUCCCGAGAGAAACCGUCCACCUUCUAAUCCUCCACUUUUGGUGAGUGGGGACUAUCCGAUUGGCCCACCCCCUUCAUCUUCAUUCCGUGCCUCGUCUCAUUAUCCUAAACCACACCCACAAGUACCCACCUCUCAUAGUCUCCCUGCAAAACUGUCUCAGGGCAGCAAACAGGCUGAUCAGGAACAGCUCAAUGCUUCAUCAUCUGCUGGGGGUCAUUCACAGGUUUAGAUUUAAAUUAUCAUCAAUUAUUAUUAUUAUUAUUAUUAUUAUUAUUAUUAUUAUUAUUAUUAUUAUUAUUAUUAUUAUUAUUAUUAUUAUUAUUAUUAGACUCUGGUUAUUUUUAAAUUAUAUUUUGCUCGUACGUUUUAACACACGAGCACAUUAUUUCUCUUAUUAAUGCCCGUCUGUCAUCAAUACAGAUGCAGCAGGCUUAUAAGAACUCUCUAGGCUCUCAUUAUGUUUGGGACUCUCCAAUAAAUUUAUUGUUUUGAAUGAAUCAAUAAUUAUUAUUGAAUUGAUUUACAAAAA